UGUGUGUGUUUGAGCGCGCUCCAAAAAUUUAUUCGACAAGUUUUCUGACCCCUUGCUUUCUCAGCUGUGGUCAUUCAAAGUGAUCCAAAGAAUCCUAGUUUGAUUCUCUGGAUCAUCUAGCCAAAAUUGAUCUCAUUUAUUUAUUGAUGUUUGAAAAUUUCUGAAUAAAAAACAUGGACAAAUCUCCAUUGAAAACACCGACAAAAAAACGUCCACGAUCCGAUUCAUCAUCAUCGCCACGAUCAUCACCAAAAUUUAUGAAACCAUCAGAAUUAUUUCGUCGACGAUUGCAACAGCAACGGAAUACAAAUGUAAAGAAAAAUUUUUCACCAAGCAAAGCUACAGCUGCUUUACGAAGAUGUAAAUUACCAAUUGAAACAGUGGAGAAAAUUUAUUCACCAUUAAAAUGUUUACAACAGCAAUCUACCACCAACAACAAUUCGUCCUCAUCAUCAUCAUCAUCAACUAAAUCACCAAAACAAAGAACUUUUUCACCAUUGAUGAAAAAAUUAUUGCGUUCACCACGGCGUUGUAGUAAUAAUAAUUCACAGAUUUCAUUCCCGGUUGUUCGACGUUCAUUAUCACAGGUAUCGAAUGGAAAUAAUAAGAAAAAUACAUUCACACGUGUAUUGGAUUUCAAUGAUGAAAAUGCACAGAUAUCAUUUCCUUCAUUUCAACAACAUCAACAGAAGAAUGUUAUUGUUUCGGAUUUUUAUCCAUUAUGUUCACCACAAAUUGAUUGGACUAAAACACGAAUGAAAAUUGUUUUUAAUCGUUCAAUACCAUUUAAUGGUACAUUUAAUUCAUUAGAUGAAUCUAAUGGUUUAAAUCAAUUUGUUCGUGGUACAUCAAACAAUAAUAAUGAUCAACAAUCAAUGAUUGAUAAUAGUAUUAUUGAUUCUACAAAAACGGAACAGAAUUUCUGUUCUGAACUUCAACGUAAUUGUUUAGUAUGGCAAUAUCCACAUUUAUCAUGGAUGCGUCUAUUUCCACGACAACCAGAAUUGAAACCAGGCUCUCAUGUAUCAUCAAUGAAACCGCCAAUGUUUCAAAUAUCACCAACAGGUUCAAUUGCUGAUUCAUUAUAUUCAGAUUUUUGUAUAGCUCUUCAUUCAUUAUUUAAAUUACUAAAAACAAAAUAUUGUCCAUAUUUUUAUCUUUGUGCCAAUAAUUUCACCAUAUUAUUUCGUGCAUCCGGCAUAACCAAUGCAAAUGAUGCACAUGCAUUAAUCACACCAACGACGAUUGGUUUUAGACGUUUACUUGAAACAGAAGGAAUCCCGUUUGAAAUGCCAUUUUAUGAUAUGAAUCAAUCAUCAUCAUCGACUACCAUUGGGAAUCGAAAUGAUGAAAAUUCCAAAACAUCUACAUCAUCUUCAGGUAUUGAAAUGGAAGAUUUUAGUAGCGAUGAUGAUGAUGAUGAUGAAGAUAUAAAUGAUAAUGAUGAAAAAGAUGAAGAAUCUUCGAAUCUAUGGUUAGAAAGUUUAGGACUUAGUCAACAAGAUUUUCCAAGUUUGGAAACAUCAUCAUUAAGAAGACGUCGAUUAAUGACAAGUUCAGAGGAUGGUGGUGGUGGUGCUGGUAAAAACAUCAGAAAAAAACAAAUCGAAGAUCAAAGUGCUCAAGGCAAAGUUCGAAGUCUUAUACGUGUGAAUGGUAUCGCAAAUUUACAAUCAUUGUUAGGUUUGUUUAUUAAUCAACGAAAGAUUUGUAUUUCCACUUCUGGUCCUUUGGCUGGUAUUCCACCGACGAUAUUGGCACCUGUUGCAUUUCAUGGAGCAUGUUUACGUCCAAUUAUCGUUCGUCAUAAAACGGUGAACGCUGCUGCUUCCGACAUUGGAAUGGAUUCAAAUAAUCGAACGAUAACAACGCUGGAUUUUAAUGGACCAAUUUUACCGAAUGUAAUCUAUGGUCUGAAACAAUUAUUAAGACGAUUAUUUGGUCCACAACACCAGCAGCAGCAACAGGAAAAUUCAGCAACAAAAACCAAAAUAACCAUUAUACGUAGUACAUUACGUACAUAUGAUCAAAGUGCAUCAUUUGCCCUGGAAUCUGGUUUAAAACGAAUGAAUAAAGAAAAUCUAUUGAAUAAUCCAACAUUUUCUGUGGAAAAUCUUCAAGAAUCUGGUAUGGAUCGUGGAUUUUUAAUGGCAAUCUGUUUACCGGAUCGUCAAUAUCAUCAACCUAUUGGUGAUUUUGAAUUAUUAUCACAAGGUAUCCGUUAUAAUCGAUUUGUAUCGGGUAUAUUAUCGACAUCAACAACAGCGACAACAAAACCAUUGUUAGUAUCGACAUCAACGAAAAUGACAAAUAAUUUAAGUGGUAAUAAAAUAAAUUUAUCGAUUCCAAAUCGAUUAUAGCGAAAUGAAUGUUUUAAUCUAAUUUAAUUUAAUUUCCGGUAACAAAUUAACAAACAAAUGAAAAUUUUUUUUUUGCUUCGAUAUUCAUGCAUGUGUAGGUGGGUGAAUGGGUGUGUUGUCCAAUUCAUUUUUGUAAAAUUUUUAAUAAAUAAAAAAAAAUUUAAUUAAAAAAAAA
Molecule: messenger RNA, 2535 nt
Organism: Dermatophagoides farinae (American house dust mite)
Lineage: Eukaryota; Metazoa; Arthropoda; Arachnida; Sarcoptiformes; Pyroglyphidae
Gene: hd
Product: humpty dumpty
Biological process (GO): nuclear DNA replication
Cellular component (GO): nucleus
Source: RefSeq, a predicted model, not a curated record